Molecule: messenger RNA, 735 nt
Organism: Tetrahymena thermophila SB210
Lineage: Eukaryota; Ciliophora; Oligohymenophorea; Hymenostomatida; Tetrahymenidae
Product: cell surface immobilization antigen
Exons: 2
Source: RefSeq, a predicted model, not a curated record
AUGAAUAUUUUAAAAUUAUUAAUAGCCUCACUUUUAGUAAGCUAAAUAUUCGCUGUUUAAGGUGCCGAUGUUAUUUGCAAUUAUAAUACAUGCACAACACUUGGAACUUGCACACAUCCUCCCUCCAAUUUUGCCUACUGGCUUGAGCUGAUAGAAUGGUUCAAACCUGCUAAUACAUGGAAUGACUUAGAUUGGCUUGCCUGUUAUGGAAGUUCCAGAUAAUAUGCUAACUUAGAUAGUUCUGAUUGCUAAACAAAUCCACCUGGUACCAGUGUUAUUUGCUCUACUGAAACAUGCACAACUCCUGGAACUUGUACAGAUAUUCCAACUGCUCCUGCUACCUUGACCUGGUAAAAUGGUAAUUGUUGUGGAAAAUUUGCUAUUACUAGUUGUCCUGAAGAUAGUUCAUAAGGGCUUAUUGGUGCUUCUGAUCUCUUCUGUCACUCUUGUCCUGGAAUCAAUAGUAAUAGCAAUAUUAUAGCUUGGUAUGCUAAUACUGCAUUAACUGAUUGUGUUGCUGCAAGUGCAACUUUUGGUAAUACUAGAACUGCUAAUACAUGGACUAACAAAGAUUACCUUGUCUGUAAUGAAACAAGCACCUAAUAUGAUAAGGCUUAUAAAUCUGGUUGCUAAGCAACAGCUCCUUCUUCUACUUCUUCUCCUUCUCCUUCUUUUUACUCAAACUCAAUGAUAAUUUUGAGCUCAAUUUUAUUUUUAAUUUCAUAUCUUUUCUGA